Hyaena hyaena (striped hyena) is the source of this 2636-nucleotide messenger RNA. RefSeq names its product leucine rich adaptor protein 1 like (gene LURAP1L). NCBI's taxonomy places the organism in Eukaryota, Metazoa, Chordata, Mammalia, Carnivora, Hyaenidae. The record is from RefSeq and is a predicted model, not a curated record. Gene Ontology annotation, biological process: positive regulation of canonical NF-kappaB signal transduction. The transcript has 2 exons. Bases 698 to 1372 code for a protein of 224 amino acids.
GAACACAAUGACUGGGAUCAAACUGCCUAAAUGAGAAGAAGGGCAUUUCUGCUGCAAGGAGCCGAGAAAGCCGUUAAACACCCGCUAAGCUAACCAUCUCUUUUAUGCGUCCAUGCACACGACCGACCUCCUCUCUCACUGACCAGGGAUUAUUUCUGCCAAUCCAGGAUAUUCCGAAAGCUUGGAGACAUAUGGCUGGAAAAUGAAACGACCCUGGAGUGUGGCCACAUCUUACUUUGUGUCGCGUAGUACCAGAUGGGCAAUCAGUGAAUGAUGCAGAGAUGUGAACGGACAGUUUUAUAAUGUGAAUUUUCCCCCACAACGCCAAGAACACUUUCCUUCUCAUUUCUUUGGGGUUUACAGUACGUGGAUUUUCUCCUCUCUGCAGUAUCAAUUGACUCAACUUUGCAGUGGGGUGGCAAAAAAGGAAGAGAAGGAAGCGAUUCCUAAAAUCUUAGUAAGUGUCGGCAGAGCCACAGCACCCAGGAAACUGCGGCCGCCACCCGCCUCGUCCUGUGCGGAUUUCGGGGUUCAUAACAGCGCAAGCGGUUAUGGAGCGGACGGUGCACUCCAUCCGCCGCCGAGGAUAGAGACCCGGGCGCCGGGAGGGGUCUGUGCAUUUCGCCACAGCCUUGGAGGCCGCUGCUGCCUCUCCUCCACUGCGUUUUAUUACCAUUAUCCUCGGUCUGGAAAAGUCAUGGAAGACGGCCCGCUGCCAGACCUCAGAGACAUCGAGCUGAAGCUGGGGCGCAAAGUCCCCGAGAGCCUAGUGCGCUCGCUCCGUGGGGAGGAGCCGGUUCCCCUGGAAAGGGACGGGGACCCCUGCGGGGGGAGCGGCGGCGGCUGCAGCAGCAGCAGCAGCAGCAGCAGCUGCAGCUUCCCCCCCUCCCUGUCGUCUUCCUCCGCGUCCUCUCCAGCCUCCGGGUCCCCACGUCGUAGCCACUGCAGCGCCCUGGAGAGGCUGGAAACCAAGCUGCACUUCCUCAGGCAAGAGAUGGUUAACCUCAGAGCCACAGAUGUGAGGCUUAUGCGCCAGUUGCUUGUUAUCAAUGAGAGCAUUGAGUCCAUCAAGUGGAUGAUUGAAGAGAAGGCCACCAUUACCAGCCGAGGAAGCAGUCUCAGUGGCAGCCUGUGCAGUUUACUGGAGAGUCAGAGCACCUCCUUACGUGGCAGCUACAAUAGCCUACAUGAUGGCAGUGAUGGGCUGGAUGGCAUCUCUGUGGGGAGCUUUCUGGACACGUUGGCAGAUGAUGUCCCAGGCCAUCAGACCCCCUCAGACUUGGACCAAUUCAGUGACAGCUCCAUCAUAGAGGACUCACAAUCACUGCACAAGCACCCCAAACUGGAUUCUGAAUACUACUGCUUUGGCUAAUGACCCAGUUUUUUGCAUGGGAUUGGUGUGCAAUUAACUUGUAUCCUUCUUCUCCGCUGCUAUAUUUUUGGUGUGAUUUUUUUUAUAUGACAACCUUUUUAAAAGAAGCUUAUUUUGAAACUGCUUGAUAAUAAUUCUGUUGCUCCUAAUAUUUCUCAUCUGGAUUGAUUGAUCUUUCUCUCAUACAUCUCUAUUUUUAUUUAUUACAAUGAUUUUUUCUCCCUUCUUUACAGUGGCACAAACAAAGUAGGGAGAAAAAGAAUAAAGCAAUAAUUAUGUUUUUGCUUUUGUUUUCAGAGCAAGGGGUCAGGGAUUACCAAAACAAAUCUUUGCUAAAUUUUACAAUAAACCAAAGUCUGAUAACAGUAUAUUUUGUUGUUUGUAUGCUUAAAUGAUGCAAAGUUUCAUUUUCCAGAACAUACUGAGAAUUAAUAGAAUUUGUAUAGUAGGUUGGACAAAAGAGUUAUAACGAAUUUAGGCAUUAUUUCUAGGCAAAACUUCCUAGUGCAAAAUAAACAAUACAGCUAGCCACACACUUCUAUGUGACAGUUAUUUGGAAGACACAACUAUAUGCAGUCUGCUUACUUCAACUUUGAGUUCAUACUUCAGAUCGUACUUUUGUCAUUAGUGACUGUAACUCAAACUAUAUAGGCUUACCUGUGUGAUAAUAUAUAUGAUUCUCCCAAAUUUCAAAGAACAAUUGAGGUUAGGUACAUGAAGGCAAUUAGAGGUUCAGGUGUUCAGAACUGUAUUUUGAGAUUUUGUUGACAUUUGUAGGUGUUUUGCUAUUCAGAUGUGAUAUAAAAACAUAAAUCACAUAUAUGGAUCGAUGGAUGGAGUGGGAAUUAAAACCACUAUUCAUUUAUGAAGUCUAAUAUGAUAUCCUUUCAUCCUGGAGUAAAUAAUAUCUUAGUUUUCUAAAAUGACAUCUGAAAAUAUAAAUCAUCUAGUAAACAAACAUUUCAUUUUGGUGUAGUAUUAUGAAUCCUCCACAUUUCUUUUACCUUGAUGAUUCCUAGUGAGUGAAUUUAUUGAGAUUUCAAAUUGUUCUUUGUAAAUAUGUUUCUGCACUAAACACCUUACAAUAUGAAUCAAAAAGUCUUCUUAUUUAUAACUGAAAAAUGUCCAUACUCACGAAAGGGCUUCCCCCAAAUUUCCUUUAUUUCCUUUGUUGAAAUAUACCUAAUACACUCUUGUCAAAUGUAUUGUUUCCAGAACAUAUGUUAUUCCAUUUCCAAUUAAAAUCUAUAGGGUUUAUAUUUUA